Molecule: messenger RNA, 600 nt
Organism: Helianthus annuus (common sunflower)
Lineage: Eukaryota; Viridiplantae; Streptophyta; Magnoliopsida; Asterales; Asteraceae
Product: sodium/potassium/calcium exchanger 1-like
Exons: 2
Coding region: 1-600 (199 amino acids)
Source: RefSeq, a predicted model, not a curated record
AUGGGUUUGGCUCGCGAGCUCGAGGGAGGGCAGCUGGUUUGGGCUUAUGGUGUGGGUGAGGGACCCCGUGGAGAGGGUGGUGGAGAGGGUGGUGAUGAGGAGGGAGACGAUGGAGAGGGAGACGAGGGGGAGGGAGAUGGAGGCGACGGAGAGGGAGGCGACGGAGAGGGAGGCGACGGAGAGGGGGUCGGUCAUGCUGGCGAUCGAUCACAGGUAGCUGCGGAGGAGUUACGGGGUGAUCGCCCGUACGUUCGACGCAGCGUGAGACAGCGUGUGAUGCCUCCACCAGGGGUGGAGGAGAGACUCGUUCAGGUCGAGUCGGAUGUAGCUGCAGUCAGAGGGGAUUUAGCUGCAGUCAGGGGGGAUUUAGCUGCAGUGAGAGAGGAUGUACGGUGGAUGGUCGAGGCGAUUGUGGCUAUGCAUUCUGUCGCACCCCUACCUCCACGAGCUGGAGGUGAUGACGGUGGUGAUGAAAAAGGUGACGAGGAUAAAAGUGAUGAAGAAGGUGGUGAUGGUGGUGACGAUAAAGAUGAUGAUUUUGAUGGCGAUGAUAAUCCUCCUAAACGGGUUAUGAAAAUUACGUUGAUGAACGUGGAGUGA